UGUUCAUGACUAUGUGCGCCGAGGUGGCAUGCCAAGGGUUCCAUUCAGUGACAUUUGGCGCAAGAUGGGCGGGGGUACGGGACUGAGCAGGCCCAAAUGAGCAAAUUUUGGACACAGUCCUCCCUCGGCUGCGUACGCACAUAUUACCUGCGUCCUGCACUCAAUUUCGGUCCCUCAGCCACUCCUCUUGUCUGCCUCGUGUUUUCUCUCACCUCGCCCCUCUACUUGCAGAUUCUCAAUAUGCUUCAGUCAUCUUUAACUAAGAGCCUGAGGCUCUACAGCACCAAAGCAGCAAGGAACAGGCAGGCACUCGAGCGUAUAAUUCGUGUUGACCAUGCAGGAGAGUUGGGAGCAGACCGUAUUUACGCAGGCCAGAUGGCAGUAUUGGGCAGUUGGUCUGAGAUUGCCUUUGGACAUACUUGCCCUGAUUUCUCCUCAAUGACUGUGGUCAGGGCCAACAAACACAACUGUUUAGCCUGCACAACUUUGAGGAGGCUGAACCAGGCAAAACUUGUAGGACCAGUUAUCCAACAUAUGUGGGAUCAAGAGAAGGAACACAAGGCCAAAUUCGAGGAACUGAUUCCAAAAUACAGAGUGCGACCAACAGUUCUUAUACCCAUAUGGAAUGUUGCAGGCUUUGCUUUAGGUGCAGGUACUGCAUUACUGGGCAAAGAAGCAGCAAUGGCAUGCACUGUGGCGGUAGAAUCAGUAAUUACCGACCAUUAUAACUCUCAGCUUCGUGAAUUGAUCCACAACGGUGAAGAGGAACACAAAGAACUGAUUGAAGUUAUUAAAAAAUUCAGAGAUGAUGAAAUGGAUCAUCAUGAUACUGGCUUAGCCCAUGAUGCAGAGUUAGCACCAGCAUAUAAAACAAUGAGUAACGUCAUAAAGAUGGGCUGCAAAGCGGCUGUGUGGAUAUCUGAGAGAAUUUAAUCUUCUUGUUAAAUAUCUGUAAAUAAAAGAUGUAAAAUACAUAUAUUUCUUAUCUAAUAAAAAAUAAGUGAUGUUCUAAUUAAAA
This is a messenger RNA of Penaeus vannamei (Pacific white shrimp), 1018 nucleotides long. The record is from RefSeq and is a predicted model, not a curated record. Lineage: Eukaryota; Metazoa; Arthropoda; Malacostraca; Decapoda; Penaeidae.